This is a messenger RNA of Colossoma macropomum (tambaqui), 3239 nucleotides long. RefSeq lists its product as uncharacterized. NCBI's taxonomy places the organism in Eukaryota, Metazoa, Chordata, Actinopteri, Characiformes, Serrasalmidae. The record is from RefSeq and is a predicted model, not a curated record. The transcript is spliced from 9 exons. Bases 591 to 3008 code for a protein of 805 amino acids.
UUCUACAAACUAUGUUAAAACAGCUUUAAUCAUCUCUCGGCUGCUGGUUGUAUUGUGCCAAAAACAAAAUAACAUUUAUUAAUGUUUAUAGAUAAAGCUGCAACUAAAGUUUGUUUAUAUAAUCAAUUGAUUAGUAUUUGAUAAAUUGACCAGUCCAACCAUUGUGCCUUCUGUUGUUUCCUCUCACUUUGCCCGUUUCCCAUUAUAGCACUGCCGUCAUUCGAUGGACAGUCUGUAAGACAAGCGGUUUCUUUAUUUAUGGUAUAGUGAACCAGUAGAAGCCGUAUUGUCUCCAACCAUUUCUGUAGUUUACUGUGAUCACAUGUAUUAUAUGAACGCUGUAGUAAACUUUUGUUUAGGUAAACAGCGUAUCAACUUUUCUCUACAGUUGAUGUGAAGUUUCUGUGAACUAAGAAGUACCAGGGGGCUAAUAUGUUUCCUCUGGGACACCUUUUUCUUAUCGAGUAUUUUAGGGCUGCUGCUCCCAUGGCGUCAUGUGCGUCUGAAGGGCAACAAAAGUGCUUUGUUCAGUAUGUUAGCCCCAACAGAUAUCCUUGACUGGCUAGUCUCACCGUAUCCACGAGAAAGGAAUGAAGCCAUCCUUCACACGCAGGGAGAACGUAACUAGUUGUGCUCUUGUGCACUCCUGGCCCCCAUAUUCUUUGACAUCACUGGAAUUCAAACAUGGCCUCAUCCCUAUGCCACUCCCACUGCCGGAAUGGACCGAUAUCAAACAAUACUUGAAAUACCUCAACCUUGAUGAGCCCAUUAUUGGACUUGGUGCUUUGGUGCAAGAGGAAGAUGCUUUCACAGAUGAUGGCAAAGUCCAGUUGAGGUACAGGUGUAAAAUGUGUGCAGUAGUGAUGGACAUGUGUACAAUGGUAUGCCAUGUUGUAAGCCGCAAGCACCGUCAGAAGUACCUGCAAUUGAAGAGGCCAGACUUGGUGACGUGGCAGAAAAACAGCAAAAGUUCACAGAAACAACCAGGUCUUGUUGCGAAGGCUAAGGCUGCACUUGUGGAAAAGCAAGAAGGAUGGGGAUCUCCAGUGGCACUCAACCGGCCAGACGAGGGCCAAAGGCAGAAAAAGGAUUAUCAAGGCCAUGGAAGAGAAGAAGACUCUCAUUCCUAUACUCAUGAAAGGUCCUACUCUGGGCGAGACAGAAGUGGGCCAUCUCCCUUGGCUGAAGAUGGUUACAAACGAUCGUAUUUGAAGGAUGAUGCUCUUGGAAAGCCAUCUCGUUAUCAUGAGGAUGACCUGUAUGGAAGAUCAUCUAGAGAUAAUGCAGCUCAUGGACAGUCCUACCCAGAGGAUGACAGAUGUGAAAUGACAUACUAUCAAGAUGGCAGACAAAGAUCUUAUGAAGAUGACAACCGCACUGAAAGACCUUAUUUGAAAGGAGACAUUAGUGUAAGGUCUUUUCUAGAAGAAGACAGUAGUGGAAGACACCAAAUUGACAGAACUAUUCCAGCAAAGUCUUAUAGUGGUGGGCGGCAAGAUGAAUGCUACCCAGAUAUAAAUCGCAGAAGAGGGUGGAAUUCAAGUUCAGAUGUGCAAGAUGAUGUGUAUCGUGGUGGUCUUCCAGGAAGCAGAUUUGCUGACACAGAGAUGAGUGGUUCAGCUCGACACCUAGAAGAUACAGACUACAGGCAGGACAGGCAGAUUCAAGAUCGGAUGUACACGUCAUGUGAGGGAAGAGGACGUAGCAUAGAUGAACUGCAGAGACCAAGAAGAAGCUUCCAGUAUGCAGAGGAGGAAAGGGAACAUGUUCCAAAUGUAGAAAAUACAGCAAGGGCUGGGUCCUUUGAGGUGCAAGGCUAUACCCAAAGACACAGAGAUGGUUUGGAAGACUAUGCUCAGGAACAUCCCCCUGCUAAAAGGAAAAGGAAGAGUAGGUUCUCUGAUGCCACACCAUUAGAAAUAGCACUUGCACAGAAGAGGUUUAUUGAAACCAUGGUUCCGAAAAACCCAGGAAGAGCAGUUCCCACAAAAUCUCAAGAUUUUCAUAGGUGGGUAGAUCAGCGUGGGGACAUGCAGAUGGAAAGACGUCUUGAUGUGCAUGGAUUUCAGGAGACCACUAAAUAUGAGCGUGGCCCUAGAGAUUUUCAAGAAGCAAGAACUUUCACAACUGAUCCCACAAGUCUGCAAGAGAACCGGCGGUUUGAGGACAAUUCCAGAAAUUUAGAAAACAAAAGAUAUUUUGAAGACCACAGACACAUUGAGGACAUGAAGGGAUAUGAAAAAGACUCUUACCAGGAGUCUGCAAGAUAUGAAAAUCUCCCAAGAGAUUUUCAAGAAUCAAGACAAUUUGAAUAUGAUCGUACCAGUUUCCAGCAGUCAAGAGGAUUUCAGAACAACUCCAGAGAUUAUCAACAUGGAAGAUGUUUUGAAGAUGGUCCUGCCGGUUUCCAACAGGCAAAAGAAUUUAAGGACAAGCCUAGAGGUUUUCAACAUGGAGGACGUUUUGAAGAUGAUCCUUCAGGUUUCCAGCAGGCCAGACGUUUUGAUGAGAACCCCAGAGCAGGGCAUGUUAAUGAAGAACCCAGAAGCUUUCAAAACAUUAGACAUACCAGGGGUUCUGACAAAUCUAUAGGUUAUGAAGACUAUGAAAGAAGAAGAGCAGGAGCAGAGGGAAGGUAUAGUGAGGGUGACUUCAGACACUCUCAGGGCAGCCUUGACAGUCAGCGUGAAUUUGAAUGGGACCCUAAAAGAAGGGGAUCAGCUGAACGGUCUGAAGAUCUCAAGGAUUACUAUCCACGUUAUGAUAAUGAUGAUGGAAGAGAUACAAGAGAGAGCCUUUGGAAGUCCAGACCUCUAAGAGAGGAAGAAAAGGUGUAUGGCGCGAGCCAAGCGCAAAGGCCACGUUAUCAGCGUGACUAUGAUUCUGGUGCAGAACCCUAUGAUCCGUUUCAUCCUUCAUCUUCUCCGCCUCAGGAAGUGGCACCCCCCUCCAGUCUCGAAAAGCUUGCUGUCACUCUCCUAGAGCUUAUGGCACGUAAAUCAAAUUGAAACGUUUCCUAAAUUAUGUGAAGAUAUGUGUGUAGUUGUUAUUAUUCUUCUUAUUCUUAAAAGGAAUCGAAUGAAAGUGUCAACAAAAAUAUAAAUUUUUUUUUUUUAAUUGUGUGUAAUUUCUUAAUGUCCAGAGCACUGUUUUUAUGUUAACUACCCUUCAUCUGUGAAGUCUUCCCUGGCUGGGGUGUAUUCAGUGCUUGUUUUGGUUAAAAUACAGGAUUACUGACA